This is a messenger RNA of Symbiodinium natans, 618 nucleotides long. Lineage: Eukaryota; Dinophyceae; Suessiales; Symbiodiniaceae. The record is from the annotation of a GenBank genome assembly.
AUGGCACUGUCCCUCAGCUCAAGGACUCACCGAGAGGGCCUCGGAAACAACGGACGCCGGAGCCGCCUGCGCAGGCGCAGCGAUGUGCAAGAGGCCCCGCUCGGCGCGGGCCGUGCCCUGCGAACCCUCGCAUUCGAAGUGAUCCGGUUCAUGGAGGGUGAGGAGGAGGACAUGGGCUCCCCAUCUGCCAAGACCCAGACCGAGGCCCCGGCGGCAAAUACCACCUGCUGGGACAAUCUCGACCCCCGGUUGCUGCCUGUGGUCCUCACUGAGUCCCUGCUCUGCAGCGCAAUCUGCUGGUUCUUCCUGCAAUGCCCGUUGUUGAGUGAGAAUGGCGUGGGCCCUCUCCACGUUCUGCGUGCUGGAGCGGCCAAGCCAUUUGUGCUGGCGUUCUGUCUCAUGGCCUUCGCCAGCCAAGUGGACCCUGGCAUAGUUCCGGAAGGGCAUCCGGACCGAGCCAUCGAGCGGUCCUACAAAUCGUCACAGUUCCCGCGCCGCAUACGCAGAUACGAUCAUUUCCGCAGAUGGCUACUCAAUGGCAUCGGUUUAUACAACCAGCGAGUUUUUCAGGCUGCUCAUGGUGUUCACUGUGAUGGUGGCGGGAAGUUGCUUGGCUAG